AUGACUUCCUCCAUAACAACAUCUGGAUUGAAAGGGUGGACCCCUGUCUUCUUGAAUGCAGCUUUGAUAAGCUCUGUUCUCUUCACCAUGUUCCCUUUGCCAUUGGGCUUUCUCCUCUGCCCAGCAAGCUUUCAGCCUGCUGAAGACAACAAUGUCAAGACCCUGGUAAAUAUGGGUGCUAUGAGAUGGUGA
Molecule: messenger RNA, 192 nt
Organism: Suillus subaureus
Lineage: Eukaryota; Fungi; Basidiomycota; Agaricomycetes; Boletales; Suillaceae
Exons: 2
Coding region: 1-192 (63 amino acids)
Source: RefSeq, a predicted model, not a curated record